GGCAUCGAACAUUGUUCAUUGGAGUUCAUGUGCCACUGGGUGGAAGAAAAAGUCACCGGCGCCAUAGGCACCGUGGACAUAAACACAGAAAGAGAGACAGAGAGCGAGAUUCAGGAUUAGAAGAUGGGAGAGAGUCUCCUCCUUUUGAUACCCCAUCACAAAGGGUGCAGUUUAUUCUUGGAACAGAAGAUGAUGACGAGGAACACAUUCCUCAUGAUCUUUUUACUGAACUUGAUGAAAUUUGUUGGCGUGAAGGAGAGGAUGCAGAGUGGAGGGAAACAGCAAGGUGGUUGAAGUUUGAAGAAGAUGUAGAGGACGGUGGAGAGAGGUGGAGCAAACCAUAUGUUGCCACCCUGUCACUUCAUAGCUUGUUUGAGCUCAGAAGCUGUAUCCUGAAUGGCACAGUUCUUUUGGACAUGAGAGCUAACUCCAUAGAAGAAAUUGCAGAUAUGAUUCUGGACCAGCAGGUGGGUUCUGGGCAGCUCAGUGAAGAUGUUCGUCACAGAGUGCAUGAGGCGUUACUGAAACAGCAUCACCAUCAGAACCAGAAGAAGCUGAGCAACAGGAUCCCAAUUGUGAGAUCCUUUGCCGAUAUUGGAAAGAAGCAGUCUGAGCCCCAUUCCAUGGAUAAAAAUG
Molecule: messenger RNA, 636 nt
Organism: Pterocles gutturalis (yellow-throated sandgrouse)
Lineage: Eukaryota; Metazoa; Chordata; Aves; Pterocliformes; Pteroclidae
Product: sodium-driven chloride bicarbonate exchanger-like
Exons: 4
Biological process (GO): monoatomic anion transport
Cellular component (GO): membrane
Molecular function (GO): monoatomic anion transmembrane transporter activity
Source: RefSeq, a predicted model, not a curated record